This is a messenger RNA of Rodentolepis nana, 1074 nucleotides long. The record is from the annotation of a GenBank genome assembly. NCBI's taxonomy places the organism in Eukaryota, Metazoa, Platyhelminthes, Cestoda, Cyclophyllidea, Hymenolepididae.
AUGUUUGCAUUCGGACAGGAUUUCUCUGAUUUUCUCCUUAAAAACGGACCUCCUUUCAAUAACAAUCUCCUUCAGAAUAUUCUCCUCCGAGCACAGAAAAGACACUUCGAGGAAAUGAAUAGCCCACCAAUUCCACCCACCCUUCCCCAAUUCCCUCAAGGUAGUGAAAGUGUUCCCGAAUUCUGCCACCUACUCGAAGUCUUCCUCAGCUGUAUUUCUAAAGCCCGCACUAAAACUGAGGCUCCUCAAGAUAGCUGCUUUCCUGAUAACAUUAUUUGGUCACCAAAACCUCUCCAUUUACCAGGACAACCUGUCGCUAAUCCCUCCCCAUCGAACUCUUCAUCUCGUCUUCCUUCUCCCUCCGCUUCCUUACAGAAGAGACAGCUUCCAAAGGGGGUCAAAUCACGAACAGAGACGGACGGAGUAUUAAGUCAAAACGAAUUCACUACCCCUGCACUCAACUCUCUUAUUGAAAUGACACUUUCUAAUAGUUAUCAACUCGGCAACUCAAAUGAGGCCUGCAAAUCAAAACCAGGUCAAAAACAUGCGACUGGCAUGUCAGGAUCGGAGGAUUUGAACUCCAGAAAUGGCGGGAUGCCUAACCGUGCUCCUAAGCGAAGGAAAACGCGAACAACUUUCACAUCUUUUCAACUAGCUGAGCUUGAAGUGUAUUUCAACAAACAGAAGUAUCUCACUCCAACGGAUAGAGACCAAAUCGCCAAUGAACUUGGACUAUCUAGCACUCAGGUAAUUACUUGGUUCCAAAACCGACGGGCAAAGAAGAAGCGCGAGUGCACUGAACUGGAGCGUGAUCUAAUGGCAGGUAAAACGAAGUUUGAAAAUCUUCAACAGCCAACUCAGAGCAAUCUGAGUAGCCAUCAAAUAACCAGCAAACUUCCCCCGAUUUCCCCCUGUUCCUCAGCUACCUCCAUCAAUGAGGUCCCCUUUACGUCAGCAUUUAUGAGAUCCAAAUCAGACUCGUGCGCCUCCUCUCAACUUACCGCAGAAACCUCCUCCAACGAUCCAAAACCUAUUUGGCGACCAGUUUGUUUAGAGGACAUUGGAAGAGAAUGA